AUGGUAUUUACGUCCCGCGUGUUCAGCUUGCUGCCAUCGAAAGAAGAAACAUGUUAUUUGAAGGUGGUCAAGCAGGCGGCAGCGGAGGCGGGCAAAGCUUUUGACCCAGCAACAGUUGUAGUCGACUUUGAGACAGCCAUUCAUAAUGCUGUAAGACUCUCGUGGCCAAAUGCUAACAUUGUAGGAUGCCGAUUUCACCUAGGCCAAGCGUGGCAGCGCAAAAUUCCGAAACUGGGUCUGUCACCGUCUUUCAAGCGUGAGAAUUCCGAAGUGGGUUUAUGGCUUAAACAGGUGUAUGGCUUGCCAUAUCUUCCACCAUCGGAAGUUGCAGACUAG
Ornithodoros turicata is the source of this 336-nucleotide messenger RNA. RefSeq lists its product as uncharacterized. The record is from RefSeq and is a predicted model, not a curated record. The transcript has a single exon. The coding region runs from base 1 to 336 and encodes 111 amino acids. NCBI's taxonomy places the organism in Eukaryota, Metazoa, Arthropoda, Arachnida, Ixodida, Argasidae.